Messenger RNA from Gasterosteus aculeatus aculeatus (three-spined stickleback), 7642 nucleotides. RefSeq names its product polycystin 1 like 1, transient receptor potential channel interacting (gene pkd1l1). Gene Ontology annotation, cellular component: plasma membrane. The record is from RefSeq and is a predicted model, not a curated record. Lineage: Eukaryota; Metazoa; Chordata; Actinopteri; Perciformes; Gasterosteidae. Gene Ontology annotation, biological process: calcium ion transport. Gene Ontology annotation, molecular function: protein binding; monoatomic cation channel activity.
UGAAAUGUGUAUUUUUGCCAUUGUACAUUUAGUGCUUAUGUGUUUUACGCUCUGCAGGACAGGAGAGUUCAGAGUGGAGGUAACUGUGUCUAACCUGGUCAGUUCUGCCUCUCUAAGUGGUCACGUCUUUGUGGUGGACCGGCAUUGUCAGCCUCCACCAGUGAAAAACAUGGGGCCUCUGAAACUACAGGUGCGAAGACACGAGGUUGUCCACUUGGGGGUGACCUUUGAGACGGAACUUGACUGUGACCUUUCCGGCGGCCUCAACUACACCUGGACCUUGUUUGACUCUGCAGGACGGGUUUUCCCUUUGCCUCAUGUAGGCACACACAGACGCAGCCUCAUCCUGCCCAGCCAUCUCCUGCACUACGACACGUAUACCGCCAUGGCGAGGGUUCAGGUCGGCGGGAGUGUGGUGUACAGUAACUACAGCGUGAGAGUGCAGGUGAUACCGAGCCCUCCUGUUGCCUUCGUCCGGGGCGGCACCAAUGUCUUCAUCAACAACCGGAACGACACCGUGGUCACCCUGGACGGGCAGAGAUCUUACGACCCAGACUUCCCCGUGAACCCAGUCAGCUUCAGCUGGACGUGUAAACCGGUCAGCUCCAUCACCAGCUCCUGUUUCCACCACGAUGUUCCCACUUCAUCCCCCGUGCUGGCGUUCCCUGCUAGUUUCCUAAAAGACACCUUUCACCAGUUCCAGUUCUCGUUCACCGUCCACAGCGGAGAGCGUUCAGCUUCAUCAGAGACCUUUCUCACCUUAACGCCAAAUGCAAUCGGGAAGGUGUCCGUUUCCUGCCCUCAGUGCCAGGGCGAGCAGGUGAACUGGCAUGAGUCCUUCUCUGUCGGCGCCUCGUGUGAAGGCUGCAGUGUUUCUCCAAAAGACAUCCAGUACACUUGGAGCCUUUUCCUGGUCAAUGCGUCAUCCAAGCCCGUCAUACAAGUGCCAUUUUGUUACACAGUGGAUCUCAGUGCUCCGUCUAGCAUCGUGGAGGGUUCUGCCAUUUCCCCUCUGACUCCUGGGACUUCCACCCAUUAUCCACCUGCCCCAGAUUUGAUUGAAGCGGAGCCCUCGCCUGUCUCAUAUCUAGUAGACGUAAACACCCAAGGAUCAGGAGAGGAGCCCUUUUAUCACCUCCUGGGAGAGUACGAUCCUCCAAGGCCUUUGUACUCCUCCACUGAAUACCCGCAACUUACCUUUGACAACAGCGGCGCCCGAUAUGCAGACCACUUUCGCCAGGCUGGCGUUAUCAGUGAAUUCCCAAUUGAAUCUGACUCCUCUGCUGACUGGGAGUUUUCUUUCCCUGUUCUGGAAAGCGGGGACAUGGGAGGUCAACAAGAUUCAGAUUAUGAUGUUCCCCUGAUGAGCGCAGAGGAAGGAAACCCAGGGGCUUCAGCAGGAAGACCCACAGGUAUGGACGGGGAGAGCUUCAGUCCAGGAGAUGAAUCCUUUCACGAUCCAGCCUCACAUGAAGAUGAGGGGAAUAACCUGAUACAUUCCAGACCAUCAGUUGCGAUCCGGGAGUCGGUUUUGCUCGAUUUACCCAGAGACGAAGUGGACAGAGGUCUUUUUGAGUCCUACACUUACACAGGCAUUUCCUCCCCUUGGCUGAGUUUCAGACCAUACAGUCUGAGUCCUGGGAGCAGAUACAUGUUGGCGAUCACAGCCAAAUCUCGUGAUAGUUUUCUGGGCCGGACUCAGCUAUUCUUAAAGACCAACCCUGCUCCAAAAGGUGUGACGUGCCAGGUGCAGCCAGUCAGAGGGAGGGAGUUAUACACACACUUCAGCAUCUUCUGCACCUCAGGAAAAGAGGACUCAGUGUACGAGUACAGUGUCCGUGUCGGAGGUGGACCUCCCAGGACUCUGUAUGAGGGGAGAGACUUCCAGUACUACUUCAGCCUUCCUUCUGGGGACCCAAACGAUGACCACAAAGUAACUAUUUCCACAGAGAUCAAAAGCAGCAUGGACGGGGCGGCCUCUGAACCUUGUCCCGUCACCGUCCAAGUCCAACCAAGCUUCUUCAGAGACGCCCCGAAUUCAUCCCACAGUGAUCCUGACCUGGAGCUGUCAGAGUCGGGUCUAAGGAAUCUUUCGGCUCUGGUGCGACUUGGAAACGGCGCGGAGAUUCGUAACUACGUCAGUCUUCUCUCCCGGAUUCUCAACAGACUCAGCCUGGACGCUAAGGCCAACGCACACGCACAGAGACGCACACGCAACAUGCUCAUCGGAACGAUGUGUGAGCUUGAGAGCAGUGGACAGGCAUCAUUGGUGGACAACAUCUGCAUUCUGAAAAACCUUUUAGAAGUUACGAGCCAGGUGACAUUAGCGAGUGCGAGACGAGUGACCGUCCACACCCGGCUCAUCUCAGAACAAUUUUCCAGUGCUCCAGCUUGGUGUUCUCAGACGACACUGAACACCCUGGUAGCCUUGCUGUCACACUGCCUGCAAGCCGCUCUAAUCACCGAUGACUUCGGACCUGAAAUGUCCGCCAGUGCCGACAUUACGCAGGCGUUAGGUUCGGACCAACAUGAUGAAAUGCAGGAUUCACGCAGCGGUAGUCACAUGGAGCGAGGAUCACCAAUUUCAACAAAGAAGGCUCUGCAGCUCGUAGCUGAUAUUCUCCAGACUGCUUCAGACCUGAUGCUGAAGUACAUUUUGACCCAUGAGGCCCACGAGCACAGAGUCAGCACUGGUCUCAUCGCCCUGUACGCCGCAUCCCUAAACCAAACCUCCGCUGUCCUCAGCAGCGGCUCAACCGCCUUCCACCUGCCCGACUCCCUGGUCCAGCGUGUUUUUGUUCAUGGCAGCAGGGACGCUGGGAGCGGAGCGCGCCGGCCGUGUGUGCUCGGCGUGCUGACCGAGCUCAGCCACAGUCCUUACGCCCAGACCCGCUCGGCUGGAAAGCAGCCCAGCGGGCCGGUGGUGGACCUCAGUCUUUACAAGUGCAGCACAAAGAGAAAGAUCCCCGUUCGCCCGCUCAUUCAGCCGAUGAUCAUCACGCUGGGAGGACCACCGAGAAUCAAGAGCGCGGUGCCCGAGUACGUCCUUCUACGGAGCAGGGUCAACUACCACAGCUUCAACAUUACCCAGGAGCACUUGGAUCAGGCCAUCCAGCUGAGCGUGGUGUUCACGCCGCCGCUCAACAAGGUGUUUCCCAUCAUGCUGCUCUUCAGGAUGUUUGAGAGGCCGACUCCCAGUGUACACCACCUGCACAGGAUUCACCACUGGGAGAGGAACACCACACGGUUCACUCUGCCACCAUCCUACCUCAGCACUGCAGGGAUCGGUCACCUGGCUCUGCUAAAUGCUAAUUUUGGGAAAACACCCAGACACGAGCACCUAAGUGAACAGGUGAGUUACGGUGUCACAGUGGACAGCAGCCUGUGUUUGUCCUGGGACGGCCACCAGGGGGCCUGGACUCCCGACGACUGCAGGACACAACAAGCAGACAUGGCUGCUGCAGUCAACUGCAGUUGUCACCAGUUGAGGCCGCUGACCGUGUUGCGGCAGCCAAUCGCAAGCAGCCAUGACACAACCGACCUGGACCCGUUCCUCAGUGUGUCCAGGGAUCUGACUGUGCUGGGUGUGCUGGUGCUCUGCCUAUGCCUGUACAUCCCGGGGUUGGUGGCGUGUCAGAGAGCUGACGUCGGCUCUGAGGUGAAUCGGAGGGCACACUUUCUUUCUGACAACUCUCCAUGUGACCCAUACCUCUAUGCUGUGACAAUCCACACAGGGCCGCGCUCUACAGCGCGCAUGAGUGCAAAGGUUUACAUAGUGCUCCAUGGUAAAAAUGGGGUCUCACAGACAAGAGAACUUCAAGUCCCAGGAUGCAACCUGUUCAGGAGGAACUCUCAAGACACCUUUAUAUUAAGCGCCGCAGACAGUCUGGGUCCAGUGUGGGGGGUUCACAUCUGGCACGACAACUCUGGACCCUCCCCCAACUGGUACCUGAAGCAAGUGGAGGUAUCCCAGGUGAGAAGUGGGCAUGUGGAAGGACGAGCUUGGCUCUUUGUGGGUCAGUGCUGGUUGGCUGUGAACAAAGAUGACGGCCGGGUGGAUAAAAUGCUCAGAGUUUGCACUCAUGGAAUGAGCUUUUCUAAGAUGUUGCGUCUCAAGCUAUCUGACUACUUGGCCGACUACCACAUCUGGAUGUCUUUGUGCAGCUGCCCCCGGCCGAACUCGUUCACGCACACUCAGAGACUUAGCGUGAGCCUCCUGCUCCUGUCGGGAUACGCGUGCGUCAACACAGUAAUCAUAUCAAAGAUGAAUGAUCGGUUGCCGUUUGAGCUGGGCCUCGUGGACCUGUCGGCGGUUUCUCUGACGACGGGAGUGUUGAGUGUGGCGGCAGCGUUGCCUGCAGCAGCAUUGACAUCUUUCCUGUUCCGACUGCGCAAGCUCAAGCCGAUGGGGUCGGUGGUCCAGCACACGGAGGGUCGACGGACGGAAAAGGACCCUUCUGGAGAUGCCCAUUCGUUACAUGACAGUGCGUUCGAGCCACAGCUGUAUUGGAACAGUCUUCAGCAGUGGGCGCAGGAAACCUGGACCAACAAAUACCAGGGCACAGAGAUGCUGCCAGUGUCCACCACCAUUCUGGAAAAUAAAAGCACAGGUAAUAAACCUGUAGUCCAAUCCGAUGUAGUCCCAAGAAAGGAGGACUCGAGACCAACGCUUCAAAAUGUGUUGCUGAUUACAGAGAGGAAAAAUGUGGAUGGAGCACCCUGGGAAAAAGAGUUGGCUAUUUUAAGUGGAAACAGCAGGUUUCCUGGAUCCCAGAGAGCUCUUUUCUCCGGUACCAGGGAUGGAAGUCUUGCCAUUCAGAAGGACGAGGAACAUCGGGGGAAGUUUUUGACGGACUGCAGCUACGAGGAAGACCACCAUCAGCGGGCAGUGAGGCCUGCAGAACACAUGGACAGUGUGGAAGGGAGAGCACCGCGGCCGCUAUCUCAGUGGUCUCAUUAUCUGGCCUGGAGUCUUUGUCUGCUGUUGUCCCUCUUCUGCCUUGUGCUUUCUGCAGUGCUUGGAUUGAGGUUCAACAGCAGCAAGGUUCUGCUUUGGAUGCACUCUCUUUUCUUCUCCCUGAUGUUUUGUUUCUUUCUCAUCCAACCAGCUGUGAUUAUUACAGCAGCAGUGAUCGUUUCCUUUUGGCACAGGAAAAGAUCUGACUUUCACAGCUUCUCCAGUGUGAGAGAGCUUGAGAAGGACACCGCGAAUUUGUGGAGCCACAACGGCGCUAAGCAAGCAGCAGAGCAGGUCGGCACGUCUGCCUUUCCACAAGGAAGAGGCUCGUACCUGGAGAAGCUGCUUGGAGAUCGGCGGCGAGCCCGCUACCUCCGUCUGGUGCGCCCGCCGACUGCAGCAGAGCUGAGGAAGACGUGUGCCAAGAAAAGAAGGGAGACACUUCUCCAUAUUACUCUCAGGGAGGUGUCACUCUGUGGCUGCAUGCUUCUCCUGAUGCUGUGCAUAAGUUAUGGGACUUCGUUCACCGAUCAUUCCCACCUCAAUAAAGCCGUCAGAAAAUGGUUCAUACGUGGCGAUGAUGCAUUUAUGUCCAUACAAAAGCACGAGCACUGGUGGAAGUGGGCACAGAGCCGUCUCCUUGGUUUACUGUACAAGAAUGCGUCAACCACGACCGAGUCACACAUCUUGAUUGGAGAGCCGAUCCUGUGGAAGACAGAAAUGUCCGACUCAUUUCACAGCCAGGUCUUAGUUUCUACGGCAACGCCUCCAAAGACAUGUGGUCACUUGGACUGCUACUUGGGACCAAGUACCACUGUUGGCUUAGGCCACACAAAGUCGGACGCUGCGUCCAAACUGAGGCUCCUGCAUUCAGAGGGCUGGCUGUGCAGACAGACUGUCUCUGUCCAGUUCACCUUGCUCAGCCCUGGGGCCAACCUGUUCACCAGCGUGACGGUGCUCUCUGAGCAGAGCCCCGCCGGUGUUCUGCUGCCCUCUGUCGAAAUCCGCUCGGCCAGAGUGUAUCACACUCCGGCUGCGUGGGACUAUGUUGUCAUGGUGUGCCAGCUCCUCUUCCUUGUCUUGUCCCUGCUGCAAUUCUGGGAUCACGUGUACGCUAUAGGACAGCAAGGCCUGACGGGAUACUGGAGGACACCUUUUAACUGUCUGGAAGUCAGUUUGCUGACAGUGUCUUUACUGCACUAUGUUUAUUACAUCUAUCACUCGGUCAUUAUCUUGGAGGUUGUGGAGCUGCUGCAGAGACACAACUACAGGGGACACGUGGACGUCAGCCUCCUGGCUACCGUGGAACAAAAUAUUCGUACUCUGCGUGGCAUUACGGUCCUUCUUCUCACCACGAAGGCUGUGACUGUGUUGAGAGUUAUCGGGACCUCGUCCUCCUCUGCGACCCUCCUGCCCCAGUCCCUCUCCAGCCUGUUCUGGCCGACGAUUCUGGGGCUUGUCCUGAUGGUGGCGCUGUCCUGCGUCGGGAGUCUCCUGUUCGUACACAGAUCCUGGGCCUUCAGCUCACUUCCGCGCUCCCUCCAGACGCUGCUGUGUAGCUGCUGGGGCUUCAGGACCCCUCGGGGCCUUCGUCUCCCGGGUUGUCAUGUCCUUUACCGUGGAGUUCUCUGUCUUUCCUCUCUGUUGUGGACAGCAGUGGUGAUGGGUUUGGUGUCCUCAUUGGUCAAAAGAGCCAAAAGAUCGAAGAACCGGGGGAACGUCUUCACCGUAGCGGAAUUAGCCGACUACAUCGGACGCGCGCUCUUUGAGCUCAUUGGGAAGCGUAGACGAGCGUGGCAUGAAAAUCCUGUGGACGGGAAGACAUAUUACUUUGAAGAGUUUGAAAGCUUAGUAGAUGAACUACUGUUCAGACUGGAUGCCUUCUCAGACAGUCUGCACCGCACUCUGCCCCCUAAAGCCCAUCACCACAGGGAGGAGGACAGUCCCGUCGUCCCACAGGGACCCUCCAACAUGGACACACAGGCGCAUCCGAGUGGUAACAGAACUGUCAGUGGCCAUGGAGAGAUAGCAGCCUCACCUCACCUGCUCAGGUCCAGGCUUGAACCGGAUAUCCUGCAGAGAGGUCAGAGGGGGGACGACUCCUCAUCAGACGAUGCUGUGCAAUGGCAAGCGUCACUGCGAUCUGAAACCGUCGCCAAAGAAAACACAAAAGGCCGAAAUGUGAAAGCACAGAACUACCACUCAACAUCACGGGUCAGCGCUUGGACAAAAGAUGUUCCGGAGAAGCAAGUUAACAAAAGGACCAAAACAAAUGACAGUAGCUGCUUGAUAAAAACUCAGGCCACAUGUGUAGAGUUGAUGGUAGAGGUUCUAGUCCACCAGGAGCCUAGGAGUGUAGAGCCAGGUCAACAGGAGGGUUCUUAUUGAGAUAACAGCUGUGGGUGGGGCACAGCAAGCAAUAUAUAGAAGUAUAUAUUUCUUAUAUAUAAUAUGUGUAUUAUUAUAUUAAGAUUUAUUGUAUUUUACUGUGUGCCAAUCUUUGUUAUUCACCCCCUUUGAAUUGCCCAAUAUUACCUCAACCAAUUUGAAAAAUAAUCUUUGUUGCAAAAAUGGCAUCACUAGUUGUUCAUAACUUGUGUAGUUGAAUGUUUUGUCCAUCAUAAGAGCUGACAGAUAUCAGGUUAUCAUUGAGUUGUACACCAAAUAAACAGAUCCUUUAACUGA